Molecule: messenger RNA, 1977 nt
Organism: Anoplophora glabripennis (Asian longhorned beetle)
Lineage: Eukaryota; Metazoa; Arthropoda; Insecta; Coleoptera; Cerambycidae
Gene: Tdrd3
Product: tudor domain-containing protein 3
Exons: 6
Coding region: 160-1899 (579 amino acids)
Biological process (GO): mRNA processing
Cellular component (GO): nucleus; cytoplasm
Molecular function (GO): RNA binding
Source: RefSeq, a predicted model, not a curated record
UCAGAAUUUUGUUCCGUGUAUUUUCGUUUUAUCUCUGGUAAUUUUUAUAAGAAAAGUUAAAAAUUUCAUAAUGAAUUCAUUUGGUUGUUAACAUAUUUUAUAUAAAUUUGAAAAUGUUUAAUGCAUUUAGCAAAAUAGGUCACUGGAAUUUCACUUAAGAUGACGUCAAUUCUAGGUUCAGAUUGGAAUAUUUCCUCUGAUGGUAUUAAUGUUAUAACUGAAAAUGGCAGUAUCAAAGAUUAUAAUAAGGUUUUGGCUUUAGCUUUAAAUAUAGACUUAAAAGAGAUAGGCAGCCCAGUCUUAACUAAGGAAUUAGCAAAACAGAGAACCUCUAAACUUGUGCUUCAGAUUCAGAAAAUUCGAAAUAUCUCAGCUCCCAAAGCUAAUGAAGAUUCACAGGCUGCACCUCGAAUGCUGAAACUGGUUUUAACAGAUGGGGAUAACCACGUCCAAGCUAUAGAAAUAACCACUAUUAACUCUAUAAGUCGAAAUAAUACGCCACCAGGAACUAAAAUAUUAAUUAAUAACGCUAGCGUUGUCUCAGGAUAUAUUUUGCUUAAUUCCAAUAAUUGUACAGUGCUAGGCGGUAAGGUACCUCAUCUGGUUGAAAAAUGGGAAAUUGCAAGAAGCAUUCAACGUAACAAAAGGGGAAAUUCUCCUAAUGAAGAUGGACCUCCACCAUGGGUCAAUUUUGGAACUAAAAUUCAAACGGGUGACCAAGACGGUAAUUUCAAAUCUUUGGGUAUUAAAAACAAGGAGGCAGCAAAAGACAAUUCUGAAUUCGAAUUACAACGACAAGGUGCAAUUGCUGAGGCUAGUGCGGGAGCAGUAAGGAAGGUAUUUGGAGGUAGAGUAAAGCAAAAUGUGCAACCUAUUAUUAGUAAUCAGAAUAGGCCAAAUAAAGAACGACAAGAGAAGGUUAAAUUCAAGGGUAAAUCUCUUACAAAGGAAAAAGAUGUAGAAGAUAAACCUGUGAGACCAUCAGAAAAGGUAUCCCUGUUCGCCUUUCUUGAAGACAAAUUGCCUUUAAGUGAAAACCAAACCACUGCCAAAAGUACUAGUUCCACAGAAAGCCAAAAUAAUCCAAGGAAUCUGUCAUUAAAUGCUAAUAAACACUACGAAGGCCAAAACAAACCGUACAGUCAACAAAACUAUCACUACCAAAACUACAAUCAACAAAAUUACAAUGAUAAACAUCCAGCAGCACAAAAUAGAUACGAAAAAAAUAAUUCACAGCAAAACAUGAACCAGUAUUCAUCAAAACCGUUCGACAAACAGCAAAGUAAUAACUAUUCAAAAUACCCAUAUCAUAAUAAACAGGACAACUCACCAAAACCGUUUGAUAAACAGCAAAGUAAUAACUAUUCAAAAUAUCCAAAUCACGAUAAUCAAGAUAAUAUAAACAGUAAUCCAAGGCAAUACGAAAAACCUAAGCAAAGCAGUAAAGUAUCUCAGGGUAAUUGCAAUACACAGAAAGAGGACCAAAAUGAUCUGUCAAACAAUAUGAACAAAAUGUCUUUGAAUAGCCAGUUUGCGAGUAGGAGCUUAAGGCAACAUUUAAACUUAGGUCCCGUUAAGAAAAGUGAGGAGCCUUCGAAAAGAAAUGAAGUUGUCCAAAACAGUACGUUCAACAUUGGCGAUGAAUGUAUGGCUAAGUAUUGGGAAGAUGGAAAGUUUUACAAUGCCGUUAUAACUGCGAUAACAGAUAGAACAUAUGCCGUAAGAUUUAAAGGAUAUGGAAAUAUAGAGGAAAUUCUAAAAACUGACUGUUUCCCAGUAUCCAGCAGCAAUAACAAACAAAACUAUGGCCAAAAUCAAUCAAAUCGAAGAUAUGACCAGAACGGUAAGCCAUAUUCAGGUUCAGUGGAAUUUAGACGAAGUAAUAGAAAUUAUAAAUAAUAUUUUAACUAAUAUCAGAAUGAUCAUGUAAUAUAAGUGUAAAAAUAAAGUAUUCAGUUGUAUUUAUUUAUAAAUUAU